Molecule: messenger RNA, 1793 nt
Organism: Aethina tumida (small hive beetle)
Lineage: Eukaryota; Metazoa; Arthropoda; Insecta; Coleoptera; Nitidulidae
Exons: 4
Coding region: 70-1659 (529 amino acids)
Source: RefSeq, a predicted model, not a curated record
CGAAAUGUCACAUUUUAUUAUGAGUGACUUGUUACGUGCAAUGAAUCGAAAUUGUUAAAUCCUUUUAUAAUGGAAGACGAGGAAAGCAAAAUCGAUGAAUAUCUAAAUUUAAUUACAACUAAUAUAAACAACAAAAUUUACAAUGAAACAUUUGUAAAACAAAUGUGGUCUUUCAUAAACCUUCUUAUAAACGAGUUAAGAAUGUCUCGAGCGACAAUUAAUGAACAAAAGGCCAGUUUAAAUAUACUGGUAAAAAGCGAAGGAUUCUCUAUGAAUACUCGUUAUGUCGAACUUAAAAAUUUAUAUGAUAAGCUUCUGGAGGAUCACAAAGCCUUAACCAAGAGCGCAGAGACCAAUGAAUUGAAAUACGAGAGUACCUUGUCAGAACAAAAAAAAAGUUUGGAGGCAAAAAUUAUGUCUUUGAAAAAUGAACUGGAAGUCGUCAAGAUCCAUUACUCCAAUCAAAUAGAAUUGCUGGAGGCAAAGCACGCUCUCAUCAUGGAUGAAUUCACUGUAAGUCAGAAAAGGCAAAUAAUUGAUAUAAAAAACAAGCUGCAACAUGUCGAAAAUGUUAAGCGUGAUCUACAAAUUGAAAAUAGGCAGCUAAAGGACAAACUCCUGAAUUUCAAGGAACCAAAGGAUCCCCCAGCCUUUAACUUUGAUGAAAGCUCAAAUGAAAUGGCUCAACCUGCAUUGGUACAAAACCAAUUAUUGCUGAAUGAUUAUGGCAGACACAAAUUGAUGGCAAAACCUGCAACUGCGACUAACCAAUCCAGUGUACACAAUUUUGGAGACAUCUCGAAUGCAAAUCUAAAUUCUGCAGAUCCUAGAGUGCAUAAUUUUAAAGAAGUAGUGGUAAAUCCGGCAAUCGAGCCUAAACAGUCAACGGUAGAUAAUUUUAGAAAGCCUAUUGAAGUAGGGAAUUCUGCUUUCAUGCCACAACAAUUUGCGUUGAAUAAUGAUUUAAAGAACCCAAAACCAAUUAUUAAACCUACAAUCGAAACAAGAAAAUCCAUGACGAAUGUGGAUGUUAACUCAAACAUGACUGCAAAUCACGAAACAAAAGAUUAUGAGGGCUCAAAUCUUGAUGCAAAUUUCGAUUUCGAUUUACUUGAAUUUGACGAUCAGGAUGAUUUUGCAUUACUAAACAAAUUUAAGGACAUGGAGGUAAGAAAUAAUAAACCUAUCUUGCAGUUGUCUGAUACGUUUAAAACCACAAGUAAUGCGGAACCUGUUGUGACCAACGACGGUCAAAACAAUACUGUUAAAUCGAAAACGAACAAACCUACGAUGUUUAAGAGUUAUGGGAAACGAUAUAGGAAUGUUCGACCUUCUAAGCCUACUUUGGAAUCGUCGGUUGUCCAGGAUAUUGUAUAUAAUCCACAACUUAUUCAGAAUAACAUGGUUCAAUCUAAAAAGAAAGAACCUUCGAAGCCUACUUCGUAUCCCUUGAAUUCUGCAAAUAAUGCACAACUUAUUCAGAGCAACAAUUUUCAGAAUAAGAAGAUGCAGUCCAAAAAUAAUGGUAAGAAACGGUCUUUGAAUGUUCCACCGUUAAAAGCUGUAUCAUCAGCAGGGGUAGGCACCAAAAGCAAGAAGAAGAAAUUAUUUGAUCCUGAUAAUUUAGAUUAUUUGGAUGAUUUGGAACGAAGCGAUUAAGAUUGUUUAAAACUAUAAUUUGUAUUGUAUAAUUUAUCUUGUACUUUUUAUAGUAUAGGUAUUAUUGUAUCUAUUGUCUACAUAUUUUUUCUUAAGCAUAAAUAUGCUUAAAUGUUAUUAUAAUAAAACCACUU